This is a messenger RNA of Ostreobium quekettii, 678 nucleotides long. The record is from the annotation of a GenBank genome assembly. NCBI's taxonomy places the organism in Eukaryota, Viridiplantae, Chlorophyta, Ulvophyceae, Bryopsidales, Ostreobiaceae.
AUGGGAGGCGUAUGUUGCUGCGGGCCGCGAGUGAAGGACGAGCCCAGGGAGCCGCUCCUGGGCGCGGACAAGGCGCCCAGCGCGCCCGCGACCGCCCCACCAGCCUCUCAGAAGGCCUACAAGCCGCCGGCGGCGAUCCCCGUUGAUGCCACGCCGCCCGGGGGCGGAUGCGAGGACAAGGCGGGCGGCACUUCAGCCGACUCGCAAGGCAAUGCCUCCGAUCAAGCCGUCGUGCCUGAGGUCAAAGUACAGCCGGAGGUUAAAGUACAGGGCCCGGACUGUUCGGGAUCGAUCGCUGCGCCCGAAGCGAAGGAGCCGGAAGCGAAUAAGGCAGAGGUGAUAGGGCCAAUGAUGACGGCGCAGGAGGCGAAGGACCCUGAGGUCACGGCGAAAGAUGUGACGGCGGCGCUGGUAGCGGCGGCGGAGGUGACGGCGGAGCAAGUGGCGCCGGCUGAGGUAACGGUCCCCGCGCCUGCUGGGCAGGAGCAUCCGCAAGAGGCGGAUCCUGCCUGCGAGAAUGCGGCCAAAGUGGCCGAAGGGAAGCAGAUUGUUGAGCCGACGAUUGAUGAGCCCGCUGGGAGCGACCAGGGGCCCACGUCCCAGGCGCAGAAGGCAGCCGCCGCGGCGGUCCAGGCUGUGGCGAGCGCGAUAAUGGGCGACGUAAAAGAUUCAUCCCAG